This is a messenger RNA of Striga hermonthica, 573 nucleotides long. NCBI's taxonomy places the organism in Eukaryota, Viridiplantae, Streptophyta, Magnoliopsida, Lamiales, Orobanchaceae. The record is from the annotation of a GenBank genome assembly.
AUGUUUAAGAAUACAUUCCAGUCUGGGUUUCUCUCAAUUCUCUAUAGCCUCGGGAGUAAGCCUCUGCAGAUAUGGGAUAAGGAAGUUGUCAAUGGCCAGAUCAAGCGUUUGCAAGAUGAUGACAUACAAUCCAAUGUUAUUGAAAUAGUUGGGUCAAAUGUCCAGUCUGCAUAUAUUACCUGUCCAGCUGAUCCAACUGCAACGCUUGGCAUAAAGCUACCAUUCUUAGUUUUGAUCGUGAAAAAUCUGAAGAAGUACUUAUCAUUUGAAAUUCAUGUGCUGGAUGACAAAAAUGUCCGCCGACGGUUUCGAGCUUCUAAUUUUCAAGGUAUCACAAGAGUUAAACCUUAUAUUUGCACAAUGCCAUUGAAAUUGGAUGAAGGCUGGAACCAAAUUCAGCUGAAUCUUAGUGAUCUGACUCGACGUGCCUAUGGAACUAAUUAUGUAGAGACCUUGAGAGUUCAGGUUCAUGCAAAUUGCCGGCUCAGAAGGAUGUAUCUCUCCGAUCGCCUUUACUCUGAGGAGGAGCUCCCGCCAGAAUUUAAGUUGUACUUACCAAUUCAGAAAGCCUGA